Messenger RNA from Falco peregrinus (peregrine falcon), 2628 nucleotides. RefSeq names its product prospero homeobox 2 (gene PROX2). Gene Ontology annotation, biological process: regulation of transcription by RNA polymerase II. NCBI's taxonomy places the organism in Eukaryota, Metazoa, Chordata, Aves, Falconiformes, Falconidae. The transcript has 4 exons. Gene Ontology annotation, cellular component: nucleus. The record is from RefSeq and is a predicted model, not a curated record. The coding region runs from base 83 to 2131 and encodes 682 amino acids. Gene Ontology annotation, molecular function: DNA-binding transcription factor activity, RNA polymerase II-specific; RNA polymerase II cis-regulatory region sequence-specific DNA binding.
UUUCUUGCUCUUUCUCUAGCUCCACACCGCUAGCAGUCUGAAACAUCAGACACGCAGGAAGCCUGCCAGUCUGUCACUGGAAAUGAUCCCCAACCAGCUGAGGGUCAGCUCUCCGGUGUCGAGGCAGGAAGGAGAGAUGAUGGAUGGCAGGACUGGCUCUGAGCAGGACAGAGACCGUGCUGCUUCAGGACACGGCCAGCGGCUGAAGUCAGAGCCCUGUUUCCAGACCGACUCUCUCUUGCCUUCCCCCAGUGCAACCCUGAUCUCACAGCUCCUCAGCCACCCAGCGGCUGGCAGGAGCCUGGAUCCCACCAUCCUUUUCCCUUCCUCUCAGGCAGUGGCCCUGCCGCAGGACCACGAGUGUGGUGCAUCUGCUGGAGAAGGAGCACAAGCCCUGGCAUUCCCCAGGACCCUGGCUCCCGUGCCCUGUGCUGGUGACAGGGACCAGCUCUCCGACCAGCACCUACGGGACCAGCUCUCUGACCAGCACCUCCGAGCCAAGCGGGCCAGGGUGGAGAGCAUCAUCCAAGGCAUGAGCCUCCCACCAACCCCUCAGGCAUUUGACACCAGCCUGGAGGCAGCUUUUGGGCAUCAGAGGGAGAGGGGUGGCGAGGUGCCCCGGGAGAGCAAGAGGAAGCCGAGGGUGCCCCAGCAGGGUGCAGGGGUGGCUGGGCGAGUGGUCCCUGCGGGAGGCAGCCUCCAUGCCGAGGACUGCCAGCAGCUGAAGGAGCAGCUUUGCUAUUUAGAGCAGCAGCUGAAGCAGCUUCAGGAGAAGUUCUCCCAGGUCUGUGAUUCUGGGGACAAUGCCCAAUCCCAGGAAGGUGCUGAGAAAGUGCAUCCACUGCCUGGAAAGCCUGGAGACAGACAGGACAAGGACAGUGCCACUGCCACCAGUGACUCACAUGAAGUGCCUCUCUGGAGGAGCGUCCUCGACAUGCAUGGGCCAGAGGAGGACAAGGACAGAGGUGACACAGGUGGCCUGCCCUUGGCAGUGAGGGUCCUCUCGCAGGCGCUGAAGCACGAGCUGGCUGGGGUGAUGUCCCAGGUGGUGGACUCUGUCCUGAAGACCAUCUGGCCGAAGACAGCCAGUCACCUUCUGCAGCAGCAUCGCAGCCUCCCGGUGCCAGAGCCAGAUGCCAAGAGAGAGUCUUUUCCUGGUGGGAAAUGCAGAAAGCCACUUGCUAAGCCAUCUCCUGUGAACACACCAGGCUUGCUGAGCUCACCCCGGGCUGAGGCCCUAUCAGGAGCUUCAGGGAAGAGCCCAGGCUCUCAUGCUGGCUCUCUCAGUUCAAAGGGGGCCAGAAAACCCUCUCAGAUACCCAGCAUGGGUUAUUCACUGGGCUCAGCUGCCCCUGUCCAGGACAGCCAGCUGCUGAGCCAGCUGCUGGGCUAUGGCCAGCGCAGCCUCUGGGGCAGCAGCUCUUAUGGGAGCCCCUCUGCUCCAGAGAGGGGUCCUCUGGAGCCCCUCGACUUGCACUGGGGAACCGUCAAACUGAGGUCGUCGGUUGUGAGACAGCAGCAGCAGCAUCCCUUGCCCUUGAGCCCUGCUGACAUGGAGAGCCUGGCGCUGCUGCCGGCUGGCAGCGAUGGCCGCGGGGAGCUGCAGGUUGUGAUGGAUGGGGCACCCUUCACCUCCACCCAUAUGCAGGAGGCACUGACACCCGGACACCUGAAGAAGGCCAAGCUGAUGUUUUUCUUCACCCGCUACCCCAGCUCCACUCUCCUGAAGACCUACUUCCUCGAUGUGCAGUUCAGCCGCUGCAUCACCUCCCAGCUCAUCAAGUGGUUCAGCAACUUCCGUGAGUUUUACUACAUCCAGGUGGAGAAGUUUGCCCGGCAGGCCCUGCUGGAGGGCGUCAUGGAUGCUGGCACCCUCCGGGUCUCCCGGGACUCAGAGCUUUUCCGCGCCCUCAACAUGCACUAUAACAAGGGGAAUGACUUUGAGGUGCCCGGGCGGUUCCUGGAGGUGGCCAGCCUCACACUGCAGGAGUUCUUCAGCGCUGUCAGGGCGGGCAAGGAUGCCGACCCCUCCUGGAAGAAACCUAUUUACAAAAUCAUUUCCAAACUGGACAGUGACAUCCCAGAAGGGUUCAAAGCUGCUGACUGCUCCCAGGAACUGCUCCGCAGCUGAGACUCUGUGAAAGCAGCCCUGAGUCCUGUGUGCAGCCACCAUGUGCUACGCACCCCAUGGGCACUCUGUACAGCAUCCAUUAUCCUGAGUAUUUUCUCUCUGGCCUAUAAGACAGCUCCUUGGGUGAGGUCUAUCACAUCCCUCAGGUGCUGGGACUUUAUGGUGUGUGUGUUUUAUUCCUCUGCUCAAAGAUGGUGGGGUCUUGGUGGGGACCCUUGCGGGGGAGGGACAGAGAUGAAGCCAUCAGGUUGGAGCCUGGGAAAUCGCCUUGCCCCAGCUCUCCCCAUGACCCUGGGUGAGCCACCUUCCUUCUCCAAAGGGCCACAGCUCAGGGCAAACAGGCUUUCUGUUUAUAAAGCAGGCAGAGGUCCUAGCAGUGGGCAAAGUUUUCUUGGCGCAGCAAACUAGUGGAUGUGCCCAGUCCAACAGCACGCCUCGGUUUCUGUCCAGAUACAACAAGCCCGUGUCCAAAGAAAACAGCUGGUGAAUUCCAGCGU